Oncorhynchus gorbuscha (pink salmon) is the source of this 874-nucleotide messenger RNA. RefSeq names its product calcium/calmodulin-dependent protein kinase type II subunit delta-like. Gene Ontology annotation, molecular function: calcium/calmodulin-dependent protein kinase activity; calmodulin binding; ATP binding. The annotation marks the transcript as partial. Gene Ontology annotation, cellular component: neuron projection; cytoplasm. Gene Ontology annotation, biological process: protein phosphorylation. NCBI's taxonomy places the organism in Eukaryota, Metazoa, Chordata, Actinopteri, Salmoniformes, Salmonidae. The record is from RefSeq and is a predicted model, not a curated record. The transcript has 12 exons.
UCAUUGCAUACAGCAGAUUGUAGAGAGUGUUCAUCACUGCCAUGUCAAUGGUAUCGUUCACAGGGACCUGAAGCCUGAGAACCUCCUAUUGGCCAGUAAGCUGAAGGGGGCGGCGGUUAAGCUAGCUGACUUUGGGCUCGCCAUCGAGGUGCAGGGCGACCAACAGGCAUGGUUUGGUUUUGCUGGUACACCAGGCUACCUGUCUCCAGAGGUUCUGAGAAAAGACCCAUAUGGAAAGCCUGUGGACAUGUGGGCCUGUGGGGUGAUCCUGUACAUCCUAUUGGUCGGUUAUCCUCCCUUCUGGGACGAGGACCAACACAGACUGUACCAGCAGAUCAAGGCUGGGGCCUACGAUUUCCCAUCCCCAGAGUGGGACACAGUGACUCCUGAUGCCAAAGACCUGAUCAAUAAGAUGUUGACCAUCAACCCUGGCAAACGCAUCACCACCGCAGAGGCCCUCAAACACCCCUGGAUCUGUCAACGGUCCACUGUAGCUUCCAUGAUGCACAGACAGGAGACUGUGGAGUGUCUGAAGAAGUUCAACGCCAGGAGAAAACUCAAGGGAGCCAUUUUGACCACUCUGCUGGUAACAAAAAACUUCUCAGUCAAGAGUCUGCUGAACAAGAAGGCUGACGCCGUCAAGGCGAACAACAAAGCCAACACAGUGACCAGUCCUAAAGACACCAGCUUAACCCCAGCACUGGAACCCCAGACCACAGUGAUCCACAACCCAAUAGAUGGGAAGAAGGAGUCUAUAGAGAGCGCCAACACCACCAUCGAGGACGAGGAUGUCAAAGCUCGGAAGCAGGAAAUCAUCAAAGUCACAGAGCAGCUGAUCGAAUCCAUCAACUGUGUGUUUAACGGAGACUUCUGA